AUGGACUGGCAUGGCGACUCGUGCUUUGCGCCGCUCAUGCACGUUAUGCUUCAUCUGCAUAGAGCUUGGACCCUUUCCUUUGUUCGUCACACACUCACGUGUGUUGCUGAUGGCCACUCUAGGCGAAAGCGCCUUGACAGCUUCAAGGAUGUGUCGAUCUGUCUCGGCACGUAUGCCUAUCGGCCAGUGUCGCCGUUGAUCCUUCUUCGACUUGUCAAACGACGAUGUAGGAGUUGUGAGCACCUUCACCUUCCUUCAUCAACCACCGACAUCAAAGGUCGAAGAUUCUCCUACUUUGCCUCUUCCGAACGCGAACGAGUGCGUCGUCUGUGGCGCAAACUGCGACGAAAGCUGCAGCUCUUCCCUCUUUCUAUCGUCACAGCACCAAAGUGGGGGGCCAGACGGAUCGGCGGACAAUACCCACUGUCUCAUCUGCCAGUUGCACGACCCCUCAAAUUAGACUUUGCUCGUGCAGCUACCGCUCACCCACCCGCUCCGCGAUCUUCAAGCCUUUGA
Messenger RNA from Pseudozyma hubeiensis SY62, 516 nucleotides. RefSeq lists its product as hypothetical. Lineage: Eukaryota; Fungi; Basidiomycota; Ustilaginomycetes; Ustilaginales; Ustilaginaceae. The coding region runs from base 1 to 516 and encodes 171 amino acids. The record is from RefSeq and is a predicted model, not a curated record. The transcript has a single exon.